AUGGUGGCUGCUAACUACAUGUACUUGGACGUUCGUUCUCGUGAGGAGCACGGGCUCCACGGAGGUGCAGCACUCGCCAAUGUGCAUUUGCCAAGUGACGCGUUGUGUGCCGCCGCUUGUGACCAGAGCAAUGCGUUCACUUCGGUAGAGGUUCCAGAGUGGAUGUGGGCCUGGCAGGCGGUGCCCCCACUUCGUGCCGGUCUAGUCUGGGAUGCUCUCCCCUGGGAACUUCGAGACAGAGUCUGUCCGGGAACCUGGAUCUACCCCAUGUGGAAGCGGCUCGUCAUGGGCGGCUCCCACAGCGUGCACAUUCUCAUGAAUAUUAAUAUGACUUGCGGGGGGCGGACUCUGAUCCGAAGUUGUGGGCUUCGGCGGGGCGUCUCGGAGGAGGAUUUCGACGUUGACGAAGGGGGGAAGUUCUCGGGCAGGAGCGACGAGGUUUGGGCCGCCGACCAAGACUUCAGGAAGUCCAGGGACUUGAAUGACCAGGUCACGAACCCGGGCACGGGCUACACGGGCGAGUCUUGGGUUCGGAAGGUCACAGAGGUCAAGUCGUCGGGUGUUAAGGUCUUCGUCGUCAUGCAUCUGUUCGCGGGUCCCCGUAGGCCUGGGGACGUGGAAGAGUGGCUGGGAGUUCUUGCGGCCCAGCGCGGGCUGGAACUGCUGGUGCUGUCCUGCGACCUCGCCCAGGAUCCUCUUUGGGACCUCACGCUGCCGGAGACCUUCCAGAAGCUUUGGGGCCUGGUCGUUUUGGGGCACAUCGACGCGAUCCUGGGAGGGCCGCCCUGCUCCACCUGGUCCAGGGCCCGGUUCGUCAAGUUGCUGGGGGGCCCGAGGCCCCUCAGGUUCCGAGGCAAGUACGGUUGUGGUCGGCCCGAGGCCGAGCUGACGGGCCCCGAGAGGGCUCGAGUCCAGGAGUCCAACGUCCUGUCCCUCAACUUCCUGGCGCUCUGCGAAGGGGUCUCGUCGAGGGGAGGAGUCCAUAUACAUGAACACCCAGAGGAUCCUGGAGAGGAGCCGUAUCCUUCGAUUUAUAGUACAGAGCUGACGUGCGCCAUGGAGGAGCGCACCUCGGCUGUGCGUGUCAGUCUUGACCAGUGCAUGUACGGCGGGCCAGCGAGAAAGGCUACCACGCUGUCCGGCACCGCCGACGGACUGCUGGAGGGUGAGUGUCGUUGCGAUGGAAAUCACCAGCAUCAGAGGAGCACUGGACGCAUGAGGGUGGAGAACGGGAGACAAGGUUUCUACGCCACCGCCUUGGCUGCCUACCCCUCCGGCCUCAGUGAGUUUCUGGCGUCGUGUGUCGCGCGGAGUUUCGUGCGUAUGCUACGAGAGGAGCGUGAGAAAGGUACCGUUGUUCCUCAGCGUCCCUUGGCCGCCCGUCUGUCUCAGUGGCCCAGGCCCAGCAGUCAGGAGGGGGAGAGGGGCUUUCACGUACUCAACGAGAAGAGCGCUAGGAUGCAGAACACCACCUUGAUUAAGGGCGACCUAGGGUUUUACCUUCACAUAGACGAUGGUUUGAUGAUGUCCGACGGGGCCGACUUUGUGGGCUCCGAGCGGGCCGCCGACUUCUUCAUGCAUCGGGCCGCCGAUGAGCUAGUCAACAUAGGUUUCAAGGUCACGGACCGCAGGGAGUCUUGGGAGCUGGACAAAAUUGUUGGCUACGAGGUUCAGAGUUCCCCCGCUCGGCUUCGUCUACCUACCCGUAAGGCUGCCGUACUCUAUGAGGCCAUGCUCUUCCUGGAGAGCCGUGCUUGGGUGUCCCUGGAGGCCGCCUCGUCACUCUUGGGACUUUGGGUGUGGGCUGCCCUACUGGCUCGUCACUGGUUGUCUGCCCCCCAACGCAUCUUCCGCUUCGCUCACCAGGACGAGGGGCUCCCGGGGCGUCUCAGGUUUCGGAAGUGGUGGCCGAGUGCCUUGAGGGAGAUCGUGCUGGCCACGGAUGCCGAGGGCUCGAACGGCCUGGACUGUGGGGGCUUGGGCAUGGUUGCUACCGCUCUCCCCGACCGGGGCGUUCAGAGGCUCUGGGAGGCCGGGGCCAAGCCGGGUUUCGCCCUCACGCGCAUGGGCCACGAGAGGAAAGUUCUACAGAAGGGUUCCGGAGCUCUCGUACCCACCCUGCCCGUCUCCGCGAUCCCGAAGGAUUUCUGGGAGCUGUCCAGGUGCUGGGUCCCGGUCGCCGCGGGGAGGUGGAAGUGGGAGGAGCAUAUCACGGUCAGCGAGAUGAGGUCAGUGAUCUUGAUGCUUGAGAGGGUCGUCGUGGUCGAAGGUUUCUUCCGCUGUAAGCUGAUCUCUUUUGAGGACAACAUGCCCGUUGCGUUUGCAAUAGCCAAGGGGAGAUCAUCGGCGGGCCCCCUCGACUUCCCCCUGCGCAGGCGAUGCGCGUUGUGCGCGGCGGCCGAGAUUAGGCUGCUCCUCCCCUGGGUCGAGACCUGGCGGAUGCCGGCGGACUGGGUCUCCAGGUGUAAGACAUGGCAGGAGGUACUCGAGGGAGCGCAUCAGGAGCUGCAGGACCAGGCCAGGACGGACCGCACCAUCCAGAACUGA
Molecule: messenger RNA, 2547 nt
Organism: Prorocentrum cordatum
Lineage: Eukaryota; Dinophyceae; Prorocentrales; Prorocentraceae
Source: the annotation of a GenBank genome assembly